AUGCCUGCUCCUGUGGUCGUCGCUGUGCUCGCGGCAUUGCUGCCGGCUGUGCUGGGCCAGGACAACACUACCUACAAGGACUACUCGACCGAAGCCCAACCCGAUCUCUUCGAGCAGACGACCAGCGUCGUUGAUUUCAGCUUUCCGGACUGCACCAAUGGUCCCCUCGCGAAGACACUCGUAUGCGACAAGUCCGCCAAUGCCCAUGAUCGAGCGACUGCGCUCAUCUCCAUGUUUACCUUCGAGGAGCUGGUCAACAGCUCCAGCAACAAUAUCCCUGCCAUCCCACGCCUAGGACUUCCACCAUACCAGGUCUGGAAUGAAGCUCUCCAUGGACUGGACCGCGGCAACUUCUCGGACUCCGGCGACUACAGCUGGGCCACCUCAUUCCCGUCGCCCAUUCUCACCAUGGCGGGCCUCAACCGCACGAUGAUCAAUCAGAUCGGCGACAUCAUCUCCACCCAGGGUCGCGCCUUCAACAAUGCGGGGAGAUAUGGACUGGACGUGUACGCGCCCAACAUCAAUUCGUUCCGCCACCCCGUCUGGGGUCGUGGACAGGAGACCCCAGGUGAAGACGCCUAUUGCCUGUGCUCAGCGUACAGCUACGAGUACAUCACGGGUAUCCAAGGAGGUGUGGAUCCAGACAAUCUCAAGCUGGUGGCAACCGCAAAGCACUAUGCGGGAUAUGAUAUUGAGAAUUGGGAUGGUCAUUCCCGUCUGGGCAACGAUAUGAAGAUCUCUGCACAGGACCUCGCAGAGUAUUUCACUCCGCAAUUCGUGUCUGCUGUGCGCGAUGCCAAAGUCCACAGUGUCAUGGCAUCCUACAAUGCAGUGAAUGGUGUCCCAAGCUCUGCCAACUCCUUCCUUCUUCAAACACUGCUCCGAGAUACCUGGGGCUUCGUGGAAGAUGGUUAUGUCUCCUCGGACUGUGACUCUGUCUACAAUGUGUUCAACCCCCACGGAUACGCUGCCAACUCAUCUGGUGCCGCUGCUGGCUCAAUGCGAGCUGGUACAGAUAUUGAUUGCGGUGAAACGUACCGCGACUAUCUGAACCAGUCCGUGACUGAUGGAGGCAUCUCCCGCAGUGAAAUUGAGCGGGGAGUCAUGAGGCUUUACUCCAACCUGGUGCGCCUGGGAUACUUCGAUGGCUCCGAUAGCCCUUACCGAAACCUCGACUGGUCUGAUGUUGUGUCGACAGACGCCCGAAACAUCUCCUAUGAAGCAGCUAUCGAGGGCAUUGUUCUCCUCAAGAAUGAUGGUACGCUGCCCCUGGCCAAGAAUGCCAGCAGUGUCGCCUUGGUUGGGCCGUGGGGCAAUGCCACCGAGCAAAUGCAGGGCAACUAUUUCUCUACCGCGCCUUACCUCAUCAGUCCCCUCGCAGCGCUGCAGGCCUCCGACUUGGAUGUUAAUUAUGCGUUCGGCACAAACAUCUCAUCAACUACAACCGAUGGCUUCGAUGCUGCUAUCUCCGCAGCCAAGAAGUCUGACGUGAUCAUCUUCGCCGGCGGAAUCGACAACACUGUUGAGGCGGAGGGAGUGGACCGUUCAAACAUUACGUGGCCGGGUAACCAGCUCCAGCUGGUGAACGAACUGAGCAAGCUCGGAAAGCCCCUCAUUGUGCUGCAAAUGGGUGGUGGUCAGGUUGAUUCGUCCUCCCUUAAGGCGAAUAAGAAUGUCAACGCGCUGAUCUGGGGUGGUUACCCCGGCCAAUCUGGAGGACAGGCUCUCUUGGAUAUUAUCACCGGCAAGCGAGCCCCUGCCGGACGUCUUACCGCCACUCAGUACCCAGCAAGCUAUGCGAUGCAGUUCCCCGCGACCGACAUGGCACUGCGCCCCAGCGGCGACAACCCUGGUCAGACCUACAUGUGGUACACCGGAAAGCCGGUCUACGAGUUUGGACAUGGGCUCUUCUAUACAACUUUCAAGGCCUCACUGUCCAAGGCAAAGAGAUCUGGAAACUCAUUUGACAUCACUGAGCUUCUCACCCAAACACACGCAGGCUACAAUGUUGUGGAGCAGGUUCCCUUCAUGAAUUAUACUGUUGGUAUCACCAACACCGGCGGUGUUCUCUCGGAUUACACUGCCAUGCUUUUCGUCAACACAACGGCUGGUCCCCAGCCCCACCCAAAUAAAUGGCUCGUUGGAUUUGAUCGUCUCGGCGGGCUGAAACCACGCGCAUCACAGCAGAUGACUAUCCCCAUCUCGCUCGAUAACGUGGCUCGUACGGAUUCUCAGGGCAACCGCGUUGUCUAUCCCGGAAAGUACGAGCUGGCUCUGAACAACGAGCGAUCGGCUAUUCAGUCUUUCAUCUUGACUGGUGAGCCGACUGUUAUCUCCAAGUGGCCUCUAGAUGAGCAGCAGAUUCCUCCUGCUUGA
Messenger RNA from Penicillium argentinense, 2376 nucleotides. It is a transcript of the gene xlnD, whose product is annotated as beta-xylosidase XylA. The coding region runs from base 1 to 2376 and encodes 791 amino acids. Lineage: Eukaryota; Fungi; Ascomycota; Eurotiomycetes; Eurotiales; Aspergillaceae. The transcript has a single exon. Gene Ontology annotation, molecular function: alpha-L-arabinofuranosidase activity; xylan 1,4-beta-xylosidase activity. Gene Ontology annotation, biological process: arabinan catabolic process; xylan catabolic process. Gene Ontology annotation, cellular component: plant-type cell wall. The record is from RefSeq and is a predicted model, not a curated record.